Rubroshorea leprosula is the source of this 2907-nucleotide messenger RNA. NCBI's taxonomy places the organism in Eukaryota, Viridiplantae, Streptophyta, Magnoliopsida, Malvales, Dipterocarpaceae. The record is from the annotation of a GenBank genome assembly.
CCAUAGAAUUCCUUUCUGAUUCAAAAUCCAAUGGGUCAGCUAAUCUAUGUUUUCCUUGGCUUUCUUAUUCUCACUAGUGUUAGCAUUAGCAUUUGCAAUGGAAACUCUAGCGUAGCCUGCAUUGAGAGCGAGAAAGAAGCCCUUUUGAAGUUCAAGCAAGGUAUCGUGGAUCACACCAACCGAAUGGCCACUUGGAUUUCUGAUGUAGAUUGUUGCAGAUGGACAGGAAUUGUCUGCGAUAACAUGACUAGCCAUGUCAUUGAACUCCACCUCAGAAGUCCUACAUUUGAUUAUUAUGACGCUGAUGAGAAAUCAAAGCUGGGUGGCAAGAUAAGUCCUUCUUUGCUCCAUUUGAAGCAUUUGAGUUAUUUAGAUCUCAGCAACAAUGAUUUUAAAGGAAUCCCUAUUCCCAAAUUUUUUGGAUCCUUCGGAAGUUUAAGAUACCUUAAUCUCUCCUAUGCAAAAUUUGGAGGGGAAGUUCCUCACCAUCUUGGAAAUCUCUCCAAUCUAAAAUAUCUCAACCUUCAUGGUGAUAAAUUUUUUAGGGCUAUGUACGUUAAGAAUCUCCAUUGGCUGUCUAGUCUUUCUUCAUUAGAGCACCUUAGUUUGAGUUUUGUCAACCUUAGCAAAGCAUCCAAUUGGUUUCCUACAUUUAGUGCACUUCCUUCCUUGGUGGAAUUACACUUGUCACAUUGUCAACUUCCACCUCAGCUCCAUCUCAUUACAAGUGUAAAUUUAUCAUCUCUUUUUGCCCUUUCUCUUUCUGGGAAUGGUUUAGGGAACUUGUCAAUGAUGAAUUGGGUUUUUGAUCUCAAUAACCUGAUUUACCUUGAUCUAUCAAGUCAAAUAUCAAGUGCCAUAGGAAAGAUGAACUUUGCUUUCAACCUUGACUUCUCCUCUAAUAGUUUUCAAGGGAAAAUCCCAAUUAGGUGUGUUUCUUACACAUUAGAGUCAUUGUCCUUGCAUAAUUGUCAACUCUAUGGACACUUAACCAACAAACUUGGAAAUUUUAAAAAUUUGAGAAAGUUAGAUUUGUCUGAUAACUCAAUCUCAGGUUCAAUACCAAUAUCCAUAGGAGAGCUUUCAUCCUUAAAAGCUUUAUAUCUUCUUCAAAACAAUUUGAAAGGAAACCUUCCUGAGUCAUUUGGUCAACUUGUCAAUGUGGAAUAUGUUGAUAUUUCCAAUAAUUUUCUUGAGGGCACUCUUUCUGAAGCACACUUUUUUAACCUCACAAAAUUGUCAACUUUAUAUGCAUAUGGGAACCCAUUGACUUUAGAUGUUGAUCCUAGUUGGAUUCCUCCUUUUCAAAGUCACCACUUAUGCUUAGGAUAUUGGCAUUUAGGACCACAAUUUCCACAUUGGCUUUCUUCUCAAACAUACCUAAGAUCAUUAGAUAUCUCUAACUCUGGGAUCUCAAGUACUAUUCCUUGUUGGUUUUCAAAUUUCUCUCUUCAAUUAGAAUAUUUAGAUCUUUCAGAUAAUCAAAUUCACGGUCAAAUUCCAGUUAUUCCUAGCUUUGAGGGUCCACUACCUUGGAUUUCCUCUUUUCUAACAUUGUUAGACCUUUCUAAUAAUAAUCUCUCAGGUUCCCUUUUCAACUUUUUGUGUUCUAGGAUGGAUGAAACCAUGGAAAUGGGUUUUCUCAAUCUUGAAAAUAAUUUUUUUUCUGGAGAGUUACCAAAUUGUUGGACCAAGUGGCCAUACUUAGAGGUCAUUGUUUUAGGAGAUAAUAAAUUUAUAGGAAAAAUUCCAAACUCUAUAGGAACUUUACAAUCCCUUAGAUCAUUGCAUCUUCGUAAAAAUAACUUUUCAAGGGAAAUUCCUGUGUCUAUAAGGAAUUGUACAGCUUUGGAGAUCCUUGAUUUUGGUGAAAAUGAAUUGGAUGGGAACAUUUCAUCAUGGUUGGGUUACAACCUUCCAAAUUUGAAAAUCUUGAGCUUGCAUUCAAACAAGUUUUCAGGACAUAUCCCCAAAGAGCUAUGUGCACUCAAUUUCCUCCAAAUCUUAGACCUUGGUCAUAAUAAUCUUUCUGGAAGCUUACCAAGGUGCAUUAGUAACUUAAGUGCCAUGGUUUAUUCUACAAAUGACUCAUUUGGAAACAACAUUAAGUACAAAUUUGGAUAUUUUAUUGAGAAUGCGUUUCUCGUGAUGAAAGGUCAGAUUCUUGAAUAUGACAUGACUUUGAAUUUGGUAAGAAUCUUGGAUUUCUCAUAUAACAGUUUAUCAGGAAAUAUCCCUUGGGAAAUAACUAGCCUUCAUGGGUUGCAAUCACUGAAUUUGUCACACAACCUUUUGAUUGGAAGGAUCCCUUCAAAUAUUGGUGACAUGAUUUUUCUAGAAUCUCUUGAUCUUUCUGCAAACAAAUUGCUUGGUUCAAUCCCUCAAAGCAUGUCAAAAUUGUCAUUUCUAAAUUGCUUGAACCUAUCCGACAACCAAUUGACUAGGGCAAUUCCUUCAAGUACUCAGUUACAAAGCUUUGAUGCAUCUAGCUAUGUUGGAAAUCAACUCUGUGGCUUCCCACUAGCAGAUAAUUGCAGUGAAAUUAAUCAUGUAGUGCCUUCCACUAGAAAUAGAAAGGGGAAAGAUAUGGAUGGACUUGAAGUGAGUUGGUUGUUUGUGAGCAUGACACUUGGGUUUAGUGUAGGAUUUUGGAGUGUAUUGAGUUCUCUUGUGAUUAGUAGGAGAUGGAGGUAUGCAUACUAUCAAUAUUUAGAUGAGAUGUGGUGGAAAGUCAAUCAUUUGUGUGUGUAAAUUUUUCGAGUCUUGUGUAUUCCUUUUUUCUUUUUUUUUUUCAAGUGUAUUAUUCUUCAUGUCAUUGGAAUGUAUUAUAAAUAAACCAUAGUGUCAUUUCCUCUAAACAGUAAUGUUUUGAUUUUCUGUUCUUUGAAAUGAACGGUAAGAUAAUUA